Molecule: messenger RNA, 1368 nt
Organism: Cladophialophora yegresii CBS 114405
Lineage: Eukaryota; Fungi; Ascomycota; Eurotiomycetes; Chaetothyriales; Herpotrichiellaceae
Exons: 1
Coding region: 1-1368 (455 amino acids)
Biological process (GO): cellular response to glucose starvation; protein catabolic process in the vacuole
Source: RefSeq, a predicted model, not a curated record
AUGCCAUUUCCAGCCUUUGGAAAUUCAGAAGUAUCCAGAAAAGCAAUUGAGUCUACGGCGGUCGAAGCUGACGGCGAUCUGCCAACGCAACCACCCAGCCCCCAAACCGAGGAUCCUUCACUUUCUUGUGGCUCAAUCCAAGAUGACCAGGCUAUCGAACCAGAACCAACGAGACAUGUCGACUAUUUAUCGCAUGAAUGGAAAGAGGAAGACAUCUGGAAGUCAUGGAGCUACGUGAGUCACAGGCGAGCGAGCCUCGCCAAUGCAACCCGGCUAGAAAAUGCUUCUUGGAGAUCUUGGACGAAAGCCAAGAAUCGUCUCCGAACGAUUUCACCUGAGACUUUGAAUUGGCUCAAGGACUGUGAUGUGACCUGGUUAUAUGGCCCCCUCCAGACGAGCUGGAGUACCUCUCAGUCACUACACAACACUUCUCCUCCGCCGAGCCGUUUAUCUCACGCGUCGUCUUUUAUCACCAAGAAGCCUAUUUUGAAAAAGAAGUCGGCUUCAGCAGCCAUUCUGGAGCGGUCGCGGUCACAGCAUUCUUUGUUGCAGAGAGCUGGCGACAUCAUCAAGAUCCAACAAUCCAACAGUGCAAGCGGGCGGCCAAUGCUGAGACGAGGCAAUUCCGAGUUCGUCCUACCACGAUAUGACAAUACAUCUGUGGCCAACACUCCCGUCGAGCAUGAGACGCCGGCAUUUACGGACUCACAGUCGUCUUUUGCUUUCGAGGUACCUACCCCCUCAGAGUGUAAGCAUGUGCUCUUCGACGAGGAGGUAAGACAAGUACAAGCGAUUGACUCUGACGACGACGACAAGCCCGACGAGAAUGACGUGGUGUUUGAUACAGAUGAAGACGACGACUGUGGCCUGAUGAUGGCUCCCUCGCAAAGACCAGGCCGGGGCAGUGGCCGGACUACACCUCGUGGCAGUUUCAGCGGUGAAUCGAAGACCAUCGUGCCAUUGCCGUCGACUACACUGAAAUACAGAAUCGACACACCUGAACCUCCUCAGGUAGCCAGCGGAUUCUGGCAUACUGGCCGGAAGUUAUCCCCCUCCCCUUCUCAGGAGACUUUGAGACCGACGAACCCGCAUCAAAAUUUCCUGAUCGAUGACGACCCAGAGGUGGAAGAUGGUCCUUGGCAGCUUCAAUCUUCUCAGGGAGGCAAACGUUCCCCGUAUGAUGACGAGGGUGACGAAGUCGAUGACCAUCCUACGAUGAGACGAACCGAGUCGGGCAUGUUUAUGCCCUAUGAAGAUGACGACGAGGCCGCUAUGAACAACACCUUGUUUGGGCAGGCGAUGUACGCCGUCAACACAUUCCGAGAUAUCGCUCAUGUGGUGUGGAAUGUCGGCUGGAAUCGAAAAUGA